Prunus armeniaca (apricot) is the source of this 543-nucleotide messenger RNA. The record is from the annotation of a GenBank genome assembly. Lineage: Eukaryota; Viridiplantae; Streptophyta; Magnoliopsida; Rosales; Rosaceae.
AUGGCUGCACCUCCAUCUACCAUGGUUUUGGGGAUAGGAACACCCCCAAAGUUUGCUGUUAUAAACAAGGGUCUGAGGUGGUUUGCCAUUUCUUUGGUUGGUUUGGAGAAGCAAAGGGGACCUGUUGUCAGCUUGUGGGUUGCUCCUUCUAUCCUGGGAUUGCCUGUUUGCUGUUCUGGCAUUUCUUCCGUUUCUGCCAACCUGCAUUCAAAACUUUCUUGGGAAAAUACGUCUCCGUCCAGAGUGCUCUUCUGUCCUUCUACCGCCCAGAACUUUUCUGGCAGAAUGAACACCAUAUUGAUGCCUAGGUCAACACGUAACAAGUCCUCCAGUUCUGCACCAAAGGCCUCAGUUUCCGCAUCCAAUUCUCCGUCAUAUCCAUCUGUUCUCCAUCAUAUUCCUCCGUCCAUUCUCCCAGUUCUUCUGUCCCGAGGAGGGUAUUCUGGUCAUCUGUGGAUGGCUCAUAAUCCAGCUGCUCCUCUUCAUCUUCCUCAACCCAGUCUUCUUGUCCUUCUCCUGAACAGGAUCGGUUCUUUCCUCUAG